GGGCGCCGUGAUCACCAUGAAGCUCCUGCUGGCUGUCGUGCUGGUUGGAGCGACGUCCGCUUUGGUCGAGAGAACUGAGUGGGAGGCUUAUAAAGAAAAAUACAACAAGGUCUACGCGAACCCAAUCGAAGAGCUCCACAGAAUGAAGGUGUACGCCAACAACAAGGCCCUCGUGUCCCGGCACAUGAAGGAGUACGCCGAAGGCAAGCACACCUUCACCAUGGCAAUCAACCAGUUCGCUGACCUCACCAACGAGGAGUUCAGCGCACGGCACGGAGGUCUGAAGGUCGGAAGCACUGUACCUCACACAGCGCACAAGAUGUCGGGCAAGACAGCGCCAGCCAGCGUCGACUGGCGCGACCACGGUGCCGUCACCCCGAUCCCAAACCAGGGCGCAUGCGGCUCCAGCUGGGCCUUCGCGGCCACCGGCUCGCUGGAGGGCGCCUGGAAGCUGUCCGGUCACGAGCUGGUCGAGCUCAGUGUGCAGCAGCUCCUCGACUGCACCGGCCGCUAUGGGUGUUACGGAUGCCAGGGCGGCUGGAUGGACAAGGCUUUCGAGUACAUCCGUGACAACGGUGGCAUACAGUCCGUGUCGUCCUAUCCGUACACGGCGAAGAACGGAGACUGCCACUCAGACGCCAGCAAGAACGUGGCCACUCUGAGCAACUGGACGGACGUGCCGCAAGGCAGCGAAGCCGGUCUGCUGGACGGCGUCGCCAACCACGGCCCCGUGUCGGUAGGCAUCGACGCCACGCGCUCGUCGUUCCAGAUGUACUCGGGCGGAGUAUACGACGACCCCCACUGCCAUGACAGCCAAGUGGGCCACGGGGCCCUGGUGGUGGGCUACGGCACCGAGGACGGCAAGGACUACUGGCUGGUGAAGAACUGGUGGGGCGCUAGCUGGGGCCUCGACGGUUACAUCAAGAUGAGCCGCAACAAGAACAACCAGUGUGGUAUCGCCGCCGUUGCCUCUUACGCGGUCGUUUAGGGGCCAGCCUCUGUUGAAGUGUCAAGCUUAAAUGUGGACACUGACUUCAGGAUAAUGGGUCCGGCAUUUGGUUCGGUAAUGUACAGGGAAGGAGUGUUUAAGAUGGCUUAUUUUCCUGUAAGUAAAAGGCCAGCAUCACUUUUUAAAUUCACUCGGCAUGUAAUCACGCUUUGGCUAAAAAGUUUUAAAAGUGGAGCCCGCGCUAGGAUCCACAUGGGCAGACAUCAGAAAAUGACGUUGGUAUGUUUGAAAGAUUUCGAACCAGCGUUUCGACAACAACAUAAGGUAAAAAAAUGGACAAGAUCGUCAUGCAUAUGCACCACAAAAUUCCGGCAUCGUUUUUAUGUUUUAGUAUUUUUUCAUCCAAUGUUCUUAGACGUAUAUGCUUGGGCGCACGGCGCAAUCUUCUUAAGCGAAAUACAAUAUAAUGCAAUAUCUAAGAAACUUAUGCUUCCUCCAGUACUACAUCUAUGUAAGCUAUAG
Messenger RNA from Pollicipes pollicipes, 1471 nucleotides. RefSeq names its product procathepsin L. Gene Ontology annotation, molecular function: cysteine-type peptidase activity. NCBI's taxonomy places the organism in Eukaryota, Metazoa, Arthropoda, Thecostraca, Pollicipedomorpha, Pollicipedidae. The record is from RefSeq and is a predicted model, not a curated record. Gene Ontology annotation, biological process: proteolysis. Bases 17 to 988 code for a protein of 323 amino acids. The transcript has 4 exons.